Microstroma glucosiphilum is the source of this 981-nucleotide messenger RNA. RefSeq lists its product as hypothetical. The coding region runs from base 1 to 981 and encodes 326 amino acids. The transcript has 6 exons. NCBI's taxonomy places the organism in Eukaryota, Fungi, Basidiomycota, Exobasidiomycetes, Microstromatales, Microstromataceae. The record is from RefSeq and is a predicted model, not a curated record. Gene Ontology annotation, molecular function: carbon-sulfur lyase activity.
AUGUGGAGAUGCAGCGCCUCGGCUCGUGUGACUUUAGGAAGAUCCGGCAGUGACACCAGAGGACAUAUAGACCGGGGCAAGUACCAGGCCUGGAGCCCACUUCCCCCCGCCCCUGCCUUUGUCCACCAUACCGACCAAACCAUCAUGCCAGAAGAGUCAAAGAAGAAAGAACAGCCCUCUCAUGGCUGGAACGGCCCAGUGCCAUCCAGCAAAGGUGGGACAGAUGAAAAGGAAUACAUGUUCAAGCCGCCAUACUACUGGUAUAGUGACGAGUUCGAGGUGAAGUGGACUUCCAACUGCUGGUGCGGAAAGGUCAGGUUCCAGUGGGCCGGCGAGCCAGUGGACGGCAAGCACUGCCACUGCAAGGGCUGCCAGAGACUUCACGGUGCUCCCUUCCAGUACUGUGUUCUGUUCCCCAAAUUGGCUUGUCGAAUGGACAAGGAGUGCGACCCCACCUACCUCUCCUUUUUCUCCACCCAGCGAAAGGAGAACCAGGACACGCACGAUGUGCCAUGCAAGGUCUCGUGCAGGCAGUGUCGCAGUCCCCUGCUCGACGAGGGACGCAACAUGCUCAUGGCGUACCCCUCCUCAUUCAACUUCCCAGACGGAAACGUCCCGCCGAGCUUCUCGCCAUCAUGCCACAUUUUCUACAAGGAAGCCAUCAUCGAGAUUGACGAUGGUGUACCCAAGUGGUCUGGCCACAAGGACACCUCGGAACUGAUGCCCCAUGCCUCGGGACACCACGGCAAGGUGGGGCACGGCAAGUCGGGCAAACAAGCGCGUGGCGAGUCGCACGAUCCAGACAUGGGCAACGGCAAGCCCGAAGACGGUGAGGGUCAGCAGCACAAUGACGACGAGAGGGAGAAGAAGAAGGACAAUGGCCCCCUUGAAAAGGAUGGUGACGAUGAGGGUGGAGAGAAGCAGGAAGGGGAUGGUGAGAGUGGAGGUGCUGGAGGACGGAAGAAGAGGAAGACUAAGUGA